AUGUUUUUAUUGGGGGUGGAGGUUGGUGGUGAGGCGUGGCAGUGGCGUCAUCGGUUAUGGGCGUGGGACGAGGACCUAGUAGAGGAGUGUAGGGCUUUAUUACUGACAGUUUCUUUGCAGGAAUCUGUUUCCGAUAGAUGGUUGUGGUUACCGGAUCAGGGAGGUGGUUACUCAGUCUGUGGGGUGUAUGACAUGCUGACAUCCCAGGAACAGCCUCAGUUACAUUCUUCUAUGGAUUUAAUUUGGCAUAAACAGGUACCUCUAAAAGUAUCUAUUCUUGCUUGGCAGCUUUUGAGGAACGGCUUACCUACGAAAGGAAAUUUGGCAAACCGUGGCAUUAUUUCUAUGGAGGGGCGGUUGUGUGUUUCCGGUUAUGGGCAUGAUGAAGAUGUAAAUCAUUUGUUUUUGUCUUGUCCAUUUUUUGGUGCCUUAUGGUCUUUGGUGCGGGAGCGGCUGGGGGUUGUAGGCGUUGAUUCUCAGUCUAUGACGAAUCAUUUUUUGCAAUUUAUUCAGUAUGCUGGUAGUUUGAAAUCACGUCGAUCAUUCUUCCAUUUGAUUUGGCUUCAGUGUUUUUGGGUUUUAUGGAAUGAGCGGAAUGAUAUAGUUUUUAGAAACAUGCAGAGUUCUUUAUCACAAAUGUUAGACAAAGUAAAAUCAUCUUCUUUGUGGUGGUUAAAAGCUAGUAAUGUUGUUUUUAGCUAUGGUAUUCAUAAUUGGUGGUCGAGCCCUUUGGUUUGUAUGGGCAUCGGUUGA
Medicago truncatula (barrel medic) is the source of this 753-nucleotide messenger RNA. RefSeq lists its product as uncharacterized. The transcript has a single exon. Bases 1 to 753 code for a protein of 250 amino acids. The record is from RefSeq and is a predicted model, not a curated record. NCBI's taxonomy places the organism in Eukaryota, Viridiplantae, Streptophyta, Magnoliopsida, Fabales, Fabaceae.